GACAGACAGCAAAGUGCAACCGUCCGAGCAGGAGGUCCGCCGUCGUAUCUCUCUGCCCGCGCGCCGUCGUUCGCUGAUCAAUCAUCAUCAUUGUGGUGUGUCAAGCAAGCAAGCAGUCAGUCGUUUGAUGCUUCUUUGUGUUUUUUCCUGGUGUCUGCCGUGUGGAAAACCGUAGAAGAAUUAAGGUGGCAAUUUGGAAAAUGUUUUCAAUUUGUGGAACCAAUAAUUGAUCGAGUGUGCUGCUGAUUCCGUGCAGAAGCGGUCAGUGUGUCCCCCGCGGGAAGUGUUCCCCCUGGAGGGUAAAGUGAGCAGAUUGUGUGAUUUGGAUUCCGAAGUCGGAGGUUUUUUUUUGUCGUGUGAAGUGGAUCUUGUUGGAAGAGAUACCGGAGGAAUCUCCGGGAGUGUUCUGUGUUCUGGAUUAAGAAGAAACACCCCGCCCCGUCGUCGUCGUGGUUCCCGCGGCCUUCCAUGUGUCAUUCCCGAGGAAGAAGUGCGAAUCAAAAGUGCUCUGCAACACUAUUCUUUGGUCCGGAGAAGUAAAAGGCUAGUUUUUUUUUAGUUCAGUGAAGAAAAGAAAAUCAACACACAUCAUCCGCCGCGGCGAGCCGAGACGAAUACACUCUCGCAGGAAGUGCCCCCGUGUGGAAACGACGAUAUUCUCACAUUCACAUUCAGAGAAGUGUGCCGUGUGCCGUGUUUGUUAGCAGAGCUCCGAUAUCGGGAUUUGGAAUCGGUUCUCUUUGGAUAUCCCACCACAACGACACCAACCAUCAUCGCGUAUCACCAUCAUCAUCAUCAUUGUCAUUGUCGCUGGCCCGCCGUCGUCAUUGAGCGCCGCGCCGCCAACCGAGUAGACUAAGCAGAACCAGCCAGCAGCCAACCAAGAGUAGUAGGGAACCGACGUCGACGACGACGACGAUUACGUCAAAAUGGCGCAUCAAAUGAUGCCCCAGUCGGUGAACUGCUCACUGGACGAUAUCGAUCUGAAUGCACUGAAGGACCCAGCUGGAAUCUUCGAACUGAUCGAAGUGGUCGGAAAUGGAACCUACGGACAGGUUUACAAGGGUCGCCACACAAAGACUGGACAACUCGCUGCCAUUAAGGUGAUGGACGUCACCGAAGAGGAGGAGGAGGAAAUCAAACUGGAGAUCAACGUGCUCAAAAAGUACUCCAACCACCGGAACAUUGCCACAUACUAUGGUGCAUUUAUCAAGAAGACCUCGGCCGGCAAAGAUGACCAGCUGUGGCUGGUCAUGGAGUACUGCGGGGCCGGUUCCGUAACCGAUCUGGUCAAAUCGACCAAAGGCCAGAGCCUGAAGGAGGAAUGGAUAGCGUACAUCUGCCGGGAGAUCCUGCGGGGUCUCAGCUAUCUGCACACGAACAAAGUGAUACACCGGGACAUCAAGGGCCAGAAUGUGCUCCUGACGGACAACGCUGAGGUCAAACUGGUGGACUUCGGCGUGUCGGCACAGUUGGACAAAACCAUCGGUCGGCGGAACACUUUCAUCGGCACCCCGUACUGGAUGGCUCCCGAGGUGAUCGCUUGCGACGAGAAUCGCGACGCCACAUACGACAACCGGUCCGACCUGUGGUCACUGGGCAUCACUGCGCUGGAGAUGGCCGAGUCGCAACCACCCCUAUGUGAUCUGCACCCGAUGCGGGCCCUGUUCCUCAUUCCGCGGAAUCCACCGCCACGACUGAAAUCGAAAAAGUGGUCCAAAAAGUUCCACGGAUUCAUCGAUACGGUGCUAGUGAAAGACUAUCAUCAACGGCCUUACACGGAACAGUUACUGAAGCACCCGUUCAUCAAGGAGCAGCCCACGGAACGGCAGGUGCGGAUACAGCUGAAAGACCAUAUCGAUAGGUGUAAGAAACGCAAACAGGAAAAGGAACGCGAUGACUACCGGUACUCGGGUUCGGAGAACGAGGAAGAGGAACUGCCCACGGCCGGUGAACCGUCGUCGAUCAUUCAGGCCCCCGGUGGGGAUACGCUUCGGCGAAACUUCCAGCAGAUCCAGGAGGGCCGGACGCUGAUGCAGAGUGUCGAACAGCAACAGCAACAACAGCAGCAGCAACAGCAACAACCUCCGCCGAAUGCCAACCGAAAUCAGAAACCGCAACCGCGCGACGACCGAAGUAAACAGCAGUCGGUGGAGGAACCGGGACCUCCGUCGCGGCCAGCACUACCUCAGCGGCUGAUAGUAGUACCGGACCCGCCAACCAACGCCAACGCCAACCGGCCACUACCUCCGACGCCCCGGUCCGGAAACAAUGCAUCAUCCCAGUCACCGUCCCAGCAGCAGCAGCCAUCGUCCCAGCAACCGACGCCCCAGCAACCGCCCCGAAACUCCCAGAACAUCUUCAAACCGAUGCUGCCGCCACGACGACCAGAGGAUUUGGACAUGUUAGCCGCACAACUAAAUGAAUUGGGCGUCUCCCAACAGUCACAGCAAGCGCAGCCGGAAGCCCCACCACGGAACAACCGGCAACAGCAGCAACAACAACAGGUGGCACCACCAUCGUCGCAGCAAUCCGGUGGUGGUGGUGGUGGCGGCAGCAGCAACAGUGGUAAGCCCAUCAUGGGGGUUGCCGCCUCCAACGGGAGCAGCAGCAACGUCAACAACAACAAUAACAACAACCACCACCACGGGCAACCGGUCAACCCGCUGGAUCCGAUCGAGAGCUCCGACUCGGACUCGGAACCGGAAGAACCCAAUGAUCGGGCGCGGAACGACGGUACGCUGCUGGCCAGCGAUCCGCCCAAGCCACUGCCCGGCGGACUGGGAGUACUGGCCGAGUCGGACCAGAACAACCAAUCGUCGACGACCACGCCCGGUGGCGGCAGCAGCAACAGUGGCGUCCUCUCGCCGCCGAGUGGCGGGCCCCCGAACCGGCCGCUGCCACCCACUCCGGACGACGAUGACGCCCAGGGCGACCGGACGCUGAUCAAGAGGUAUCGAGCAGCCGUCAGUUCCUCCGCCCAAUCCACACCCUCCAAGUCCUUCAUCGCUGUUGCGAGCGGUGGCGUCAACCACAACAACAACAACAACAACAUCAAUAUAAAUAAUUUUAACCACCAACAUAGUAGUAGUAACAAUGCCAGCCAUUACCUCGCCCCGCCCAGUGCCGGUGGAACGGCGGGAGGAGAAGGAGGGGGAAGGCCCUCGGGGAACAACAAUUCCUCACCGCACUCGACGGUGUCGAAUUCGUCCUCUUCCUCCCACCAUAACAGCCCCAACCAUUCGAUUAACAUUAGAAACCUAAACAAUCACAACAAACUUCUACAUGGUAGUAGCAAUAAUAACAACAACAACCAUUUACCUUCCUAUCAAAUGAACCAACCAAAUUACCACCACCAUCACCAUCACCACCACCUCCAACAACAACUGUUGCACCACCAACAAUCGCAACCCGCCUCGCUCAACUCCAUCUCGGGUGGUGCGACGACUUCCGGUGGGGCUGCGCCACCAUUGCCCCCGUUUGCACUCGCGCUGCAACAGAAGCAACGAAGUUUCCUCACCUUUGGGUUCAGUGCCGGGUCCGGUGGGUCCGGAGCGGCCCGACGGGAAAGUCACGUCAAUGUGAACGUCACGCCGACGUCACACGAUGCCGCCUCCGACACGCCGGAGAUCCGUAAGUACAAGAAACGCUUCAACUCGGAGAUUCUGUGUGCGGCGCUGUGGGGCGUCAACCUGCUGAUCGGAACCGAAAACGGGCUGAUGCUGCUGGACCGGUCCGGCCAGGGCAAGGUCUACCAGCUGAUAUCGCGAAGGCGAUUCCAGCAGAUGGAGGUGCUAGAAGGACAAAACAUCCUGGUGACCAUAUCCGGCAAAAAGAACCGAGUGCGAGUGUACUACCUGUCCUGGCUGAAGUCCAAAAUCCUCCGGACCGACGGAAUGGGCGAUCAACAAGUCGAACGCCGCAACGGAUGGAUCAACGUGGGCGAUCUGCAGGGGGCGGUCCACUUCAAGAUCGUCAAGUACGAACGGAUCAAGUUCUUGGUCAUUGCGCUCAAGGACUCGAUCGAGAUCUACGCCUGGGCGCCGAAGCCCUACCACAAGUUUAUGGCAUUUAAGAGUUUCGCUGAACUUAUGCACCGCCCACUGCUCGUCGAUCUGACCGUCGAGGAGCAAACGCGACUGAAGGUGAUCUACGGUUCGGCGGAAGGUUUCCACGCGGUUGAUCUCGACUCGGCCAUCGUGUACGACAUCUAUCUUCCUAAACAUACUCAGGGUCCAAUCUCGCCGCAUUGCAUCGUCACGCUGCCCAACUCGAACGGCAUGCAGCUGCUGCUGUGCUACGACAACGAAGGCGUCUACGUCAACACGAUGGGUCGGGUGUCGAAGAACAUCGUCCUGCAGUGGGGCGAGAUGCCGACCUCGGUCGCGUACAUCGGUACCGGCCAGAUCAUGGGCUGGGGCAACAAGGCAAUCGAGAUCCGUUCGGUCGAAACCGGCCACCUGGACGGGGUGUUCAUGCACAAGAAAGCCCAACGCCUCAAGUUCCUGUGCGAGCGGAACGACAAGGUGUUCUUCAGCAGUGCCAAAGGUGGUUCGUCCUGUCAGAUCUACUUCAUGACGCUGAACAAACCCGGUAUGGCCAACUGGUAAACGAUGGUCGGGAUAAACAGAUACAACAUCAUCAAGGGUGUUAUCGGAUUUUGAUGGAAAUAAGGGUGAAUGCGCUGGAGAGAGAGAGAGAAAGGUGAGUGAUCGAGAUCGAGAGCAUGAGCGCAAAAGUGACCGCCAGAUGGCGGUAGCAUUAUUACUCCUAUUAUUAGGCAACACACACACGUGCGCGUGGAAACGCAGAUGCAGACAACGGAUACCCUGUUAGUUAAGGUAAGAAUUGCGUUUCUAAAAGUUUUUCGCGAGCAAGAAGAUGACGACGAAUCAAGCUAGGUGAGCUAGGUCGAACAAUUUAGGAACCGUAAAAUCGGAAAAUCUGCGCCGGAUAGAUGUGAAUCGUGUUUAGUGAAAGCAAGUAUAAAGUCGUAUAUAUUAUAAUUAUACCGUUUAAGAGAGAUAUUGGAAGACCCACCCAGACAACCAGUCAUCGUAUAAGAUGUUGUAUAAGAUGAUAAAGUGGAGGCCUUAUGCGUACAUGCCUCCAUUUAGGCGCAUGUAAAAUAUACGCAUAUCGCCUCCACUUUAACAUCUUAUGCAACAUCUUAUACGAUGACUGGUUGUCUGGGCAUACACGAGUAUCUGACAGUUAUUUUAUCAUUGCACACUAAAGAAAACUUACCGAUUUCUGUGGUAGAAUCCCAACAACCGCAGUCGGUGAAAUUUUUGGUAUGUCUGGGCCGAAAGCUGAAGUUUUUGGGCAUCCCCGCAACUUUCUCUCCACUCGCCAAUUCGUUUGUAAUUUGGCAUUUUGCAAUUGAUAGAUAGCUUAGCGCGGUUUUCUUCUCAACGAUGUCAGUGUGUAAAUAUAAAGUUAUCAUAUCCCUUAGCAAUCUACUUGUGACAAUGGUACCGACGACGCCCGGCACAGUUUGAUGGGCGACACCAAAAUUAGAGGAAGUCUCCCAACUGGCAUGAUUCCGUUUGGCAUAACUCGAAGUAAGUGUACGUGUAGUCUUUGUUCAACUACGUCAUGUCAAAUGGUCUCAUGCCAAAUGGGAUACCACUUCCAUGUCGAUCAAACAAAACAAGUCGAACAAAUAAUGUGAUCAAUUCUAUUUGGGAUUAGUUGCUUUCGGGAUUCACCACAGAACCACAGCAAACCUGACUCCACAGAAUUUUAGUUCGAUUCCAAUUCUGUAUGGGCAGUCAGCUGGAAACGGCGAUCAGAGAGUAGUAUUCGUGGUAAUGGAAACAAUGAAUCGACAGUUAAGUUGACGUCUUGACUCAGAUUUGUAUUAUAUUUUUGUUUGUUUUUUUUUAUAUAUACAUAGAAAUGCUUAUUUUUUAUACAAACGCCCAUACUUUAUGCAUCAGAAUUAUAUUUUUAUUGAUUGUUUCCUAAUUUUUACGAUUGAACAAAAUACGCUCUACUAUUAUAUACUUUCUCGCUUAUAAUCGUGCUGUAUAAAUGAGAUAAGCUGGAUGAUUUAAUUAUGUAUUUGGUGUAUACCUCCCUUAAUCGCUUGUCCGUACACGAACGCGGCGGUCAAGGUUAAGCAUUUUAAUGGAAUUUCUCUCUUUGGAAUCAAGCCAAUUGAUCGUUACGGGUGUUCCGAGUAGAUUUUGCAUAAAUUUCGGUGAAAUUUUCACUCACAUUCGCCUGAAUUCGAGCGUUAUGUGAAAUGACCCACAUUUCCUCGAAACAUUACCCUCGACCCCUAGCAACGAAUCAAACGUCGGACGAAUGUAGGUUUUCGUACUAUAGUAGACAGUCAUACACAUUCAGCAAAGUUACGUUUCUGUUGAAAGUCUUUCCUGUUUCUAAUCUGUUCAUUAACGGUUGGGUCGUUUCACCGAAUGAUCUCUGAAAAGAGCUCAGAUUGUCACGACGACUCACUCCCGUAUCUAAUAAGUGCCAUUUUCUUCUAUUUUUACCUAUACCCCCUUUCCGAGUGCAAUAAUCUACUCAGCAAUCAGCAAAACACCCAUUUCAGUCCGAUCCCUACGUGUUGGUGUGAUCCCAGAUUGAAACAUAAAAAUCGUCAUCAACUUUUGCGCCUAGGUCAAUCUUACAGUGAAUAACAAUAAAAAACAAAAGUCUGAUCUUUAACUAUAUCUUUAAAUUCUAUCCUACCACACAACAUGGCCGCCUUUAGAUUGCCGUUUGCUCGAUACGAUUUAUGCCAAAUGGCUUCUCAAUUCGAAUGAACGAACCUCCAGGCGGCCAUUUUCAAUUUUAAAUCCAAAAUCUCUUGCUUUAAAGGGAUAACGGAAACGAAUGACACCCCCACAAUAGAGAAAGCAAAUCCAAACAAGUUUAGAAAAAAAAUCAAACAUUAACGACACAGUGAAGUGCACAUUUAGCGAAACAAAACAGCAAAGUACAGUUGAAUUAGCAGAUAAUGACUCAACAAUAGGUAACUUAAUAGGACGAUAACAGUUAGAUACAAUUUUUAAACAGAUCAAAUCAAUCAAGCAAGACAGCCCAGAGAAAAAAAAAAGAUUACAAUAGGGAAUAAAAACAAACGAAAGUGUAGUGAGAGAAAACAGUUUUUAUGGGUUCAAUCGCCAUACCGAAAAAAUAGGGAGAAAGGAUCGUGUAAUGAAAUGCCUUCAACCAACAUUAAACAAAAAGAGACACAAACAAAAUAAACGUAAACAGUGAUAGGAAAAGAACAUAUUAAUCAACCAUAAUCGCAGCAUCGUUAUUGUAAUGUUUUAUUUUAUUCCACUUUUUUCGAACACCUUUUCCGUUGGAAAUCGUUUUACCUACAUGUGCUAAAAUAUCGCAUUUUGACAUUUACGCCGCCAUUUCUAAUUAAUCCCUGUCUACGAAUGCAUUGAAUACACCCAUACACGCACUCACUAGAACACACUCAAACAUUAGUAUUCUAAGAAAAAUAAAACAACACACACACACUCAUGCGCAGGUUUAUCUUCCCCAUAUCUUUAUUAUUGUAGAAUUCACUAGAACUCACACAUCCUCAUUGAAUAACAAAAAAAUACUAAAAAAUCACACUCGUACACCAACACCUUCAAAACAUCGCAUCGGUUGGAUGUGCACAGAAGCACAUCUCACGCAACCAACCGAAACAGAACGUUUUCAUUCUAGUUCACUCUAUCAUUGAUCGAAACAUUUACAAAAAAAGAAAGAAAACAACAUAAUAAUAAAUAAAAAAUAAAAAAAACCAGCAGUGAAACACACAAAACAACUUUUUAAAACGAUGAAUAAACACAGAAAGGAAAGAGUAUAAAUAACACAAAACAACAAAGGUGGGCAAAUGAUCGAUUUGAUAAGGUGUUGAAGCCAAGAUCGGGAUAUAGGAGGAAAAGUGCAUAACAACAACACCAUCAUCAAUUUGCGAACCCGACCCGAAGGUAGCAAAAGCAAAUGACAGAAAACAACAGAAAGCAGCAGGUAAACAUUAGCAGAUGUGAGCGUUAUUACACAGAGAGAGAGAUAGAAAAAAGCAAAGGAAAGCAAAAUAAAACGACAUGAUGCGCAGGAGAAAAAUGAGAAGAAAUGAAAGAGAAAAAAAAUACGCAAAACAUUAGACAGUAAUAGGAAUAUUUAUAAUAAAAAAUUUAUAAAAUGAAA
Molecule: messenger RNA, 8166 nt
Organism: Aedes albopictus (Asian tiger mosquito)
Lineage: Eukaryota; Metazoa; Arthropoda; Insecta; Diptera; Culicidae
Gene: msn
Product: serine/threonine-protein kinase mig-15
Biological process (GO): protein phosphorylation
Molecular function (GO): ATP binding; protein kinase activity
Source: RefSeq, a predicted model, not a curated record